AUGGCUGCCUCCUUCAAAGAGAGAUCUGAAGAACUGCAUGAAAGCAUCACUAAUUUCUUAGGGACCCAGGAGUUUGUCUUACUGGAUGCUCAGUUCCACAUCAAGUCCAAAGUAGAAGAAAUUAUCCUGGUUUUGAUGCCUUGGCGAGCAUUGGUGGUGAUGGCAAAGCUUCCUCUCAAGGUCCACGUUAGCUUCAGCUUCCUAGCUGUGCAGCUAAUCAAAAUGAGAGAAGCUAAAACGGUUGUCAUAGAAACGGAUACCUCUUCCUUUGAGUUUGACUUCCUGUCAUCGGACGAUCUGGAACAAGCAGUCAGCCACAUGAUUACUUCACUCAAAAAGGUUUUUCCGGGAUCCUCGCCUGGAGAUCUCCUCCAGAACGCCUCUCCCAGCUUGCUUGCAAGAAUUCAAGGGACGACCAAUUCGUUGGAAGAAGCAUGGAAAGAAAGUCCUUGUGGUGGAUUCUCAGAGACCUACGCUGCCCUCUGCGAUUACAGUGGCCUUUCUGUUCAAAAGGAAAUCCAAUGGGAUGUGGAUAAUAUUUAUCACACUCGGGGAUGCAGAGAAUUCAACCUACUGGAUUUCAACCACCUGCCCAGCCCAGAUAUCGCUCUUUGUGUAGCCAGCUUAUCCUUUAAUCAGUGGUUUACAAAGCUAAGUUGCAAAGACUUCAAACUGAAUCAGGUUAUUUUGGAGGAGAUCCUUCUGGCCCUAAGAAAAUCGGUGACUUUGAAAGAGUUGGAACUGGAAAACUGUGGCUUAAAAUGUGACUUUGCGCAGCAGAUGGCCCUUGUCCUUCAAGAAUAUCCAGAUUCUGCAUUAAACAGUCUUAAUCUCUCUAGAAACCUCCUGGAGGACCGAGGUAUAAUUGCUCUAAGCCAGACCUUCGAGCAAAGGAACAAGGGUUUCCAGUCCUUGAAUUUCGCAAGGACUUCUGUGACUCAGAAAGGAAUGAUGGCCUUAUGUCAAUCUUUCAUCAACAAUGGACAAUUCAGAACCAGCCUAUCCCACCUGGACCUCUCUGGAAAUCCAGGAAGUUUGUUGGCUGAAGGUGGAAAUGGCUUGUUUUCCUUCCUGAGCCAGCCAAAUGCUUUGGGUCAUCUCGAUCUCUCUGGGUCAGACUGUGCUCUGGAGAUGCUCUUCGGUGCCUUGGCUGGUGGAUGCUGUGUAAACCUGACUCAUCUGAAUCUCUGCAAGAAUGUUUACUCACACAAAAAAUCCAGAGGUGAUCCUUUCGCAAUCGACCAAUUCUUCAGCCAGGCCUCUGCCCUACAACACGUUUCCCUGUCUGGAACCAAGCUUCCACCAGAGGCUUUAAGAGCUUUGCUUCAGGCUUUAGCCAACAAUACUCAACUGAAGAACCUGCAUCUGGACCUCAGCAGCUGUGAGCUGAGAUCGGCAGGAGCCCAAGUGAUCCAGGAUCUCAUAUCAGAUGCCAGUUCAGUCUGUGACUUGAAUUUGUCAGACAACGGCUUUGAUUCUGACAUGGUGACGCUGGUUUUGAGCCUCAACCGAAGCAAAUCCAUUAAGCAUGUGGCAUUAGGGAAGAACUUUAACAUCCAAUCUAGAGAGACUCUAGUUGACACCUUGCACCGGAUUGUUCAGCUCACUCAGGAUGAAGAUUGUGUAAUUGAAUCUGUAUCGGUGGCCGAAUCACGCCUGAAGCUGAGAACCAGCAUUCUCCUGGAUGGUUUAGGAAGCAACAGCCAUCUUGUGGCCUUGGAUAUCAGCGGCAAUGCCAUAGGAGACUUGGGCGCCAAAAUACUAGCCAAAGCUUUGUCGGUGAAUAAAACACUCAGGACUCUAAUGUGGGAUAGAAACAAUAUAACCUUAUACGGAUUUCUUGAUGUGAUUUCAGCUUUGGAAAGGAAUUUCAUCCUCACGAAAAUGCCUUUGCCCAUGAACGACAUUGCUGUGGCUUACCGGAGUCAUCCAGAGAAAAUGGAGGAAAUUGUGCACCAGAUGCAGUCUUACCUUGCAAGAAAUCAGAUUCAAGCGAACCAGCUCAAGGAGAAAGGCCAGCUCCAGCUAGACAGUCAAGCCAGCUCUUCCAAACAGGCGGUGAAAGAUGCUUGCCAGACUGUGCAGAAGUACAUCGGGCUGCUGAGCUGUGUUCAGGAUGUGGAAGUUAAGGCUGAUCUGCUUUGGGCUCAGGAAGCCAUCAAGGAUGCAACCCUCUUCAUGGAUAUUUUGCCCAUUUUGUACGAAGCCGGAAGGGCUUCCUACCAGAACUGCAAGCUUCAGCACAAAUUGGAAAAACUAAUUGAGGAAGUUUCUCAGGCCUACCGCAAGGAGAUUCAGGCGGUUGUGCAAUCCCAGUUGGAUGCUACGCAGAGUUUGCACCCUCAAAUUUUGCAGAGAACAGAUUUCUUGAAGCAAUUAUUCUGUGAUGCAUCAGAGACAACCUUCCUGGACCAGUUGCUGACUGAGGUGUAUGACAAGGUCAUGAAGAUCCAACUAUCAAUUACAGAGGCCAUGACCGGUAUUAUCACUGAGAAGACUUUGGAAGAGUUAACCACCAUUCAAGACAGGCUGGUGGCUGCCCAAUGGAGACACGCUUGCUCUCUGAGUCUUCUACCAACACCUAGUUUAAAUGGUCUGUCAGAACUGGUGCGGAAGGUAGGAGCCGAAGAUAACAAGAUUGGGAGUCCCCAGCCUGAGCUGUCACUCAGCCGUGCCUCCGCGAAGUCACGCCCUGCUUCCACAAAGGAUGCUGAGCCUCGGAGCGGGCUGCUGCUGCUGCCUCGCACAGAGCCUGCAUCCGCAGCAUCCCUUAUGGACCUGCCGGCUGCGGGGGAGAAAUUGGAGCAUUAUACCCGAGACAGGCCCAGGCCGAACCGAAGGAACAGACAACCUCCCAGCAAGUCGAAUGUCCAGCUGCCUGUGCGUGAGAAUACAGAAGACAGAAGCAUUGCCAGGUUGGAUGAAGGCUUAGACGAAUUCUUCACCAAGAAGGUGAUCCACGAAUAUUCACUUCCUACUUCCUUGGAAACCUCUCCCACGGCCGUCGCAUCACCAUCUUCUGGUUCUCGGACCUUAAAAAAGAAAAUCGGACACUUCUUUGCCUUCAAGAAGCCAAAGUCAAGUCGGGGGGCCAAGUCCGAAAAAGACUCCGAGGGUAGUCCCUCACCAGCAAGGGGCAGGAAGCUGAUGCUCAGUGACAUUUUAAGGACCCCCAGCAAAGCCAGCGACUCGGCCAAAGCGCUAAGCAAAUCUGAGGAAGGAGGGCUGGCUGGGGAGAACAGAGGCUACCUGGAGCAAAGCCAGACCCCAGAUAGCGCACGUAGAGCCAGGCCAAAGUACUCCAGGGAAGGGAAGUCUCAGUCCUUGAUACUCUUGUCAGGAGAAGAGACAGAGGGACUUGGUGUCAGGCAUGAGAAGAAGCGGUCCUUUGAGAAGAGCGAUGGUGAGCUGCCCAGUUCCUUUGAACAGCGCGUCCAUGUCAUGCUGCAUCGGAUUGGGGUCACCAAGGUGUUGUCUUCUGAAGGGAAAAAGAAACAGAACAAAGAUGGGGAAAUCAAAAAGGCCGGUUCUGACGGGGAUAUCGUAGAUUGUUCUGCAGAGUCUCCUCCAUGCUCUUUGAAAUCACGAACACACUCCAUAUCCACAGAUCCUUCCGUACGCACAGGUUCUGCGGAUCCCGUUGGCCGAGCAGGUACGGAGCCGAGUGGUGGAUCCCUUGAGGGCCGACUUUCGUGGAAGGUUCUCGGGAAGCAGCUGAACGCCGAAUUCAAGGGCAAGUGUUCAGAACUCAGCCCUUCACCAAGAAGAGGUUUUGCCAGUCAGGAGCCAGCCGGGCCCCGGGAGCAAAAAGGGAGAGAGAGCUGGAGCAGCAGUUUGCCCAGGACUGGGAGAAGCACGGCUGCUUCACUUCCCCUCAGAAGGACCAGCAAUGCGGGCGAACUGCAGAAUUCCUUCGCUCACUUGAACACGAUUGCUGGAGACAAUCAGUUCAAACCCAAACCUCGUCUAAAGCCAGCGGUCAACCGAAGGGCCAUGUCUGUUCAUGAAGAGCAGCUCAGGGACCAGGCUUGUGCGGCUGAGCUUCACCAUGCAAAAAUCCCUCUUUGUUUGCAACGCUCGCCUAUUCUGAAAUGGAAGACUAAGCCCAAGUUGCUGUUGGAGACUGGACUAUCUGCACCCUCGGAUUCCCUAGGCCCUCCCCCACAAGAACAGAAUGUGGUUGCCUCCGACUCAAGAGCAGAAACAGAAGAAGAGCUGCCCCAAGCUAUAGAACAAACUCUAAAGAAUGCACAAAAUUCAGCAUUAGACCAAAGAACUGCUGUGCCCCUCUCCAAGUCUCCAAUACACGAGCAUUGAAUGAUUCUGCAUGAUGACCGCUCCACUGAAGGGAAGACAGUGAAGGCUUACGGUUUGAAGCAACAGCCCAGCGGUGAGGGUGCGAGUUCUUUGGUACAAGGAUGAACAAGGGACCGGCCCUCCCAUAGCUCCUUGGCUGGAAGAACUGGGAUUUCCAGUGAUGGAUAGUAGCAUCUAAUCUCCUGCACGUCUUUCUGGAUCGCCCCGUUUCAUCUUUCAUCCUUGUACACGCUCAUCAAAGUGCCCAGUAUUCUAACGGUUUGUGUGAGAAAAAGCCAAAAUCUCAAGUCUGCAGGAAACUGGUCUUUUCCAGCAGAAGUUGUACAGUUGGUACCAGAUGCGACAAACUGUUAUAGUGCCAGAAACUGAGAACCACCAGCAGGCGGGAUGGGGGAGGGGGUUAUUUUACAUACACUAAACUUGCUUGCCUUGCAUUGUAUGUUUUGGAAGUUUGAGAGUAGGCUAGUUUGUGGUUUGUAGGGGAGUUAAAAGCAGGCACUCAAUUAAACCAGGUACAUGUCUCUCGUAACAAACUUACUCCGCUGCUAUCCUAUACCAUAUUUGUCCUUAAGGUCUUAUUUCCUUCUGUCCACAUCCUUUUGUAGUCUAGGAACAAUACUGUCAUGCUAGAACAAAAUACUUGCCGGCACCAACGAGAGGCUUAGCGUGAACAAGGGAGGAGGGACAAUGCGCAUCGUAGCAGAUUUCAGCCAGGUUAACGCAAACGUUCCUCCUGGCCACGAUUAAAUCUUCGAAAUUGCCGUUGUUCCCAUCUCAUUUGUUCUGGUGUUAUUAGGCCUCUCCUUUCAGCUCCUUUAACAUUGCUACAAGAUUCAGCAGCACUUUGCUGUGGCAGAGAAGAUGGGAGGAAUGGAGACGACUUUUCAUCCAUUGUGGGAAGAUGUGAGGCAGGGGUGGGUUCUACUUUCCUUUACUACCAGUUCGCAACGGGAGCGCGAGUAUGCGCUUCUGUGCAUGUGCAGAAGCCCUUGGAUGAUGUUGGGGCGGAUGGGUGGAGCCUCCCGCCGGUUUUACUACCAGUUCUAUAGAACCGGACAGAACUGGGAGCAACCCACCACUGAUGUGAGAGCCUCACACCAAGCUUGGCGUUCCUGUUCAAACUCAUUGUGAAGAUGCUUAACCCGUAGCCUUGUCUCACGAAUCAGGAUUUGCAGCCUUUUCCUUAAAGCAAACACCUUACCCUAAUCCAUUGGCUUUUAAGGAGGCUCUAGGAAAUAGUUUUUACAAUAUGAAUCGCUUAACUUGCUACAGCUCCUUACAUCACUACUAGCACAUAGACAAAAGGGUAAGUACAUAUUUCUCCACACUGAUAGCCUGCAACUAAACACUGCGUGAAAUAUAGUUACAAUAUACUGGGGAAAAAAUGCAGCUGUUUCGUAGAGUUUUCGGUACUUUCACCACUAGCCUUUUUUCAAGACACUGGAAGGAACAAAAACGUGGUGCUCGGCUAAUCUGUGUUAUAUUCUCCCAGAGGACUAGAAAAGUUAUACAGCUUUCAGUUGAGAGGUUCCCAGCCCACGUGGAAAUCCCAUCCUCUGAAGGUAUUCUUUUAGGAAGACUGAAAAAAAAGCUUUUGCUUCCGGCUAUUGGUGAAUUUGGAUUGAGACAAGGAAGAAUUAUGAACCACACCAGAGUUGAGAUAAUGGAGGAUAUAUGCAGAUGCAGAGUUCACACAACAGUGUCUACUAGCGCCACGCCACAUACACACAAACCUGUUUCCACACAGAUAACAUUUUGGCAUAAUGGUUCAAAUACCAAUCAUCCUCAACCACAAGAGACGCUCAGUGGGGGUUGAGCUCCUUGUAACUGUACUUGGGUAUCUGCCAUCUAUUACCAGAUGAUUAUUGCAUGCAUCUUUUAAAAAAUAUUCUAGCACAAACAGCCAACUUAUUUACAUUAAGGUCCUUAUUUUAAAACAAAGAAUCACAGAAUUUUAUUUUAACUUUCAAACUAUGUUUGAGUGACUGUGCUCAAAUUUGGAA
Molecule: messenger RNA, 6320 nt
Organism: Ahaetulla prasina
Lineage: Eukaryota; Metazoa; Chordata; Lepidosauria; Squamata; Colubridae
Gene: CARMIL2
Product: capping protein regulator and myosin 1 linker 2
Exons: 39
Coding region: 1-4317 (1438 amino acids)
Biological process (GO): cell migration; regulation of Arp2/3 complex-mediated actin nucleation
Cellular component (GO): plasma membrane; lamellipodium
Molecular function (GO): protein binding
Source: RefSeq, a predicted model, not a curated record